AGGAAAGGCUUUCCCUAAUUCAGACUAUUCGUGUAGAUUACCGAUCAAAUUUCCUUUAGUCUACCACUACACCUCAGCAGCACCUACAUUAAAAAAGUUGCGGGAACAUGAAAAUCUACACGUCUCCCAUAGAAACAUUGCGAAGAAGUUGACGAUGGAGGAGAGUCUGAAAACUAUGCUACAUUGCGAUGACAAAGAGAAGCUUAAGGAAAGGCUGGCUAUAUUACAAAGGGAGUACAACAGAACAGUUCAAAGAUUGAAGCGGGCUGAGCGAUCUGAGGCUGUGCGGAACCAUGUGAGAAGCAGACUGGCUGAGCAAAACCUGCGUCAGGAGGGACACGACCUUGGCGGCCCCUCUGAUCCCUGUGAAGCUAAGGGGAGAAGACAGUGUUCUGUUAACCAGAGUGUCCCUGAAGACCAGAACCGGAGUCCAUCUGUCCGCUUCAGUUUUCCCCAUGACGUCUUUGGGCCCUGUGCCAGCCCUGGAGUGACGGCGGGCUCGUCCGCGUCCUCUCGGCUCUCUGACACCCCGCAGGCCCGCAGCCCCGGUCGGCAUGGCGAGAGCCCGGCGCCGGCUCAGGGUGAGCGGCGGCGCUCUGUGCACCGCCUGCGCUCGCGACGGAGCCGGCUGCGCUGGGAGAGGAGGGAGAGGGCCGACUCCGGGGUCUCGGACACGGAGAACAGCGAGGACGGGCGGGACCCCGCUGGAGACGGGGAACGGGUGAGGAGCGGCUCCACCCAGAUCCAUUUUGGUACCGGUUCAUCUGAGGCCGUCUGCAGUGGCGUUGCAGUGGGCGGGGCCGAUACUGAGCAUGCACAACACCAGGGGUCUCAAACUGUGCCAGCCUCAGCGCACAGGGCAGAGUAUGGGGACGGCAGGGUGGCAUGUGACGCACCCCUAUCAGACAUUAGGACAGCUCCGGUCCUGGAGCCUCCAGAGAGCAGCGGCACGGCUGCCACGCCCUCCCCCUCCCUCUUGGACACAGCGGGGACUCCUCCCAGACCGGUGAGCGAGGCCUCCGUGCUGGAGCCAGAGGCUCCCGCAGAAGAGAGCCCGCAGUCCAGUGUGGCCCGCCUCACUCUGGGUCCCGAUACUCCUGAGGCGGGGGGCCUGGGCUCCUGCACCCUAAUUGAGGGGCUGCUGUUCCCGGUGGAGUACUACGUCAGGACCACUCGGAGGAUGGCGGCCGCUCAGAGCAGCGUGGACCUGGGGGCGGUGAUUCAGAGUCAGCUGAGCGGCGGGAGGGCGGGGAGAGGGAGGGGGAGGCGGGGUCGGGCGAGCUCCGCUGCGUCCCGUAGCCCCGCCCCCGGCUCUCGCACGGCUGCCUGUAUAGACACGGGCAGCGUGGGCCACGUGACUCCAGAGUCUGAGAGCAGCUUGACUCCAUGGUCUUCCCCUGCGGCCUCGGGUACCGAGCCCCCCAGACCGGUCAGAGGCGGGAGGCGGAGAGGGAGGAGGAGUGGGCGUGGCCAGGGACGGAGGAGGGACCACGCCCCUCCAGUGGCGUCUCCCCUUGGUAUUGAUCCCCCCACCCCAGAGUACCUCAGAACUGACGCUGUGCUAACUCCUGACACGGACGCCCGUUGCAGACCGGCUGAAAAGGAGAUGUAUCCCAUUUUCUGCACUAAGAGUCAGCAGAUGGAGAGCAGCAGUCCAAAAAUAUCUCCAUUUCCUUUCAAUAAAGAAAGUUCACAGAGCAGUGGAAAAGAACGUCUCAGAGCUUCACGCUGCUCCUCCACAGGGGGAGUGAAGUGUGAGACCCUUCUCCUGCGCUCCAGUCCUGCACCACAGCGCCCCCAUGUGUUCACCUCGGGAGGAAGCCAUCCCAGCCUGCGCUUUCUCCUCUCGCACUUCGAUGCCGAAGACUUCCACCUUCCCGACGACCAGUUCGGCACACUGAAGCGGCUCAAGCUCCUGUCUGCCGCCGGGGACCUGGAGUCCUUUGUCCCUCACCGCUCUCCGUACGCCACCCGCCAGAGGGCACUAGGAACGCCGUACGGCGGGGCCUACAGGAGGAGACCCCGUGCUGCCAGGGGCCUCCCCCCCACAGACGGCCCACUGAGCGCGCAGCCUGAUGAGAAGCCUGCUGGGCGUGCCUCUCACACCUCAGACCAGACUGAUCUGGGAUCAGACAGGGAUGCACCCGAGUCACUCACUCCCAGCCUCACACCUCGUGAGGUCACGCGUAAGGAGGGCUGUGAUUCGCUGCCUCUGGGGAGAGCAGAUGGAGCAGAGCGAAUAGCUGGCAGGUGCGCAGCACAGGAAGAAGGCUUGGGGGCGGGGCAGGAGGAGGGCUCAGCAGUCAGAGGCGCAGAUGUGGCUGCAGGGCCGUCGUCUCCCUGUGUUCCAAAUCUGAGCCUGACCCCGACUGUCCCCCAGACUCAGAAAAGCACCGCUCUCGCUCUCCCCUCAUGGGGGAGCCCCACGUUCCCCUCUCUCGGGGUCACCCCUGCCGUUCCUCUCCAGUCCAGCCCCCCCACACAGGACUGCACGCCCCCCACCCCCACGAAGGCACAGAGCCCCCACAGCCAGCCCGCCCCACAGUGCACAGCACUCCCCACUCCUUCCCAGGGCCUCGUUAUCUCCUGUGAGCUCAGCGCACACACACCCUCUCUCUCCCGUACGCCCAGUGCAGGUGGACACACUCAGUCCCACAAUGCCCCCUGCGCUGCCCAGGACGAGGCAGAGCAGCGCGAAGCUGAGGCACUCGCUGAUGGAGAUCGGAGUGCAGCUCGCGCACCGUCUCCUGAUGCCUCAGGGUUUUUGGUGACCGACUCGCUCUCCUCGCUCUCUCGCUGUGGAAGCGCCUUUCCUCUGAGCAGUAACCCUGCCCUCUCUCCCGCUGUGGAGCACGGGUGUAAUAGCUCCUCCCCCGGCGCUCCCUCCCCCAAACCACCCGAAUCACCCUGCGUUCCCCCUCUGCCUCCCCCUCCGGAAGGUGAGGGGGCAGUAAUUGACGGAGCUGACGUAUCCUCCAGCGCAGAGGCCACGCCCUCCACCUGCCUGACGGACAGGAGCGGUGAGGCUGUGCAGCAGUCUCAGAUUGCUGCUCUCGGCCUGUCUCUCCCGGGGGCGGGCAGACGGGGCUGCGCAGACGCAGGUGCAGAUGCAGACGCAGACAUGGGGAGUAUGCCCAUGGCCGAUAUGGGGGAGAAGGACUUUACUCAAGGUGCAGACCCACACAAACCAGCGGAGGACUCUCUCAAUGCAGCUCAGCUCUCAGGCUGUCCAGCCCCACCAGGCCCCGACACCCUGCCGUCCUCCUCUCUGAGGUCAGAGCAGGGGGACAAAGACCUGGACUGCUACUUCACAGACUCUGCCUGGUCCCGUGGGGUACAGACGCCGCCUCAGUCUGGACACAGCGCCUGGGGUCAGAGCCCUGCAGAGAAGAGGCUUGACACACCCCCUCAGUCGCCCCUCACUGUGCAGGAUGGCCCUCUCUCCAGCAGCCUGAGGCUCACACACACUCUGAAGGCCCCUGCAGAUCGCUGCCUGGUGGACGUGUGCAGUGUGUACGGAGCUGCGGGCUGGUGUGUGGUAACGGCAGAGGAGUGGAAAGUGUGUGUGUGGAGACCGAGCUCCUCCCAGCAGUGGGGUCUGCUGCACACCUGGACAUUCACAGAGCACCCAGUGAUCUCCCUGUUGUCAGUGCCCGACUCCCACAGCCUGCUCUGCGUCUCCCUGGGCAAGCUGGAGAUCAGAGAAGCCAGGAUCUUGUGCUGUGCGGGUGCCGCGGGGCAGCUCUCCCAGUCUGUGCUGUGCACAGGGGAGGUGCAGGCUGUGCUGGGCGUGUCUGGGGCCAGGGUGGCCUGCUGCGCCACGUCUGCGUCCGCACAGACGGUCCAGGUGUUCACACUGACCGAGGACGGCAGGCUGGAGGACUCGCUCUCCCUGGUCUCUCCUGGGCAGUCUGUCCAGGCGCUGGCUGCUGUGGAUGGACAGAAGGAUGCUCUGAUUGGCUCCACAGACUCUAGCCACCUUGUCCUCUGGAAUAUGAGGACUGGGCAUCUUCUGCAGAGAUUCGCUCUGGGGGAGAGUCUUUCAGGGACCGUGUGUCUGAGAGGAUACUCACAGAGCGGGGUGCUAUUUCUGCUGCUGCAGCAUCAGUUUCUCCAUCACAUUAACCUGGAUGAAGGGGCACCCUUCUCUCUGAUCGCCACCAACCCUGUCACUGCCAAAUCUGUGCUCGUGCACCAGCUGACUCAGCCUUCGCAGUGCGUAGGGAGGUUCACAGAGGGGGACGUGUGGGAAUCGGCAGUGCUGGGGGUCUUCCAGUCGGGAUCCCUGGCCGUGUGGGACCUCAGGGACAGUGACUGUGUGGCCAGGCUGGCCCGGGGGCCUGAGGAAGGGUGCCACAUAGCCCGCUGGGGCGGCCCCAGCACGCUCCUCACCGGACACCUCAGUGGAGACGUCUUCCUUUACCAGUACACGCCGCUUGGGCUGUCGUAGGGCUCCAGGACCACAAGAACCAUCUCAGAAAACACAGCUGGCUCAGUCACACGCAACCAAUGCGUCAAAUCCUUCCCAGUGCCAAUAACACAUAUACAAUACAAGCGUGAACUCAGAGUCAUAUAAAACACUGUAAAAAUGCCUGUAUGUAUGUUCUUAUCUGUUUUUGCUGUGUCAUGAUCAAGAGAGCCAGCACAAAUGCAGGCAUGCAUAUUGGAAAAUGCUUGUGCUAGAUGAUGGAUUAUGGUACCCUCCCUAUUUUAAGAAUGCAAGAAGAAAGUUAAAUUCUGAGUGAUUUUAAUAUAGUUUUGUAAAGAACAUUUUAACAAAAUGAAGAAAGUCAAAAUGUCUGCUGGAGGUAAUGAUUGAAUUGAGCUGAACUCAGAAAGCUAAUUAAUAUGUUUUGGCUUUCCUCCUCUUCAGUUAUUUGGAAGAGAAUGUCGUUCCCUGUUCAUCUUAACAAGCAAUCCAACCAAUGCAUAUCUGCUCAUUGUACAAAGUGUGGCAUUUCAUGUGAUUUACAGGUAUAAAUUCUGAUGAUUUCACAUUUCAGUCAGAGGUGUUUAUUUUUUACUUAAACAUUGUUUGAUUGUUCUGUUGUUAACAUUUCAUUUUAAUUGGUAAAAAUAAGUACAGUUGAAAAGAAAAUGGUUUGUAUUGAUGAAAUAUUAAAAAAUUGUGUCACAAUUUA
Anguilla rostrata (American eel) is the source of this 5141-nucleotide messenger RNA. It is a transcript of the gene palb2, whose product is annotated as partner and localizer of BRCA2. Gene Ontology annotation, cellular component: nucleoplasm. Gene Ontology annotation, molecular function: protein binding; DNA binding. The transcript is spliced from 14 exons. The coding region runs from base 155 to 4450 and encodes 1431 amino acids. NCBI's taxonomy places the organism in Eukaryota, Metazoa, Chordata, Actinopteri, Anguilliformes, Anguillidae. Gene Ontology annotation, biological process: double-strand break repair via homologous recombination. The record is from RefSeq and is a predicted model, not a curated record.